This is a messenger RNA of Owenia fusiformis, 709 nucleotides long. Lineage: Eukaryota; Metazoa; Annelida; Polychaeta; Sabellida; Oweniidae. The record is from the annotation of a GenBank genome assembly.
ACAGAGCAGCAUUUCUAUUAGAUUGCGAUCAACAAUUAUGGGCAUCUUCAGUUAUUUGAUGAUCGCGGCUGUGAUUCUUAUCUACUCUCUGGCUGAACAGGACAAUGCUGCUGUGCUUAGAUUUCACAAAAACGUUGCCAAACCAAACCAAAUCACUGAUGGGGAUAUCGAAGUUAAAUCUGCAUAUCCUGCCAAAUUUGAAGAGGCUCAAGACACCAGGGAAAAACGUAGUGCACAUGUGAACUUGAGCGCAUUCAUGCCCGGACCAAGAAUGGACAGGCAUAGAAGACACAUUCGUCGCCAUCUAAAGUUAAGACGCCACAAAUCCAGGUCAAAUGUACACAGAAGAAUAAUGGCAGGCAGAAACGGUACGUGGACGUGGUUACCCGCAUACAAAAGAUACGCUUGGUUCCCAGAAGAGAAGUCAGACAAGGACGACAGUUUCAGCAAAAUUAUGCGUUAUGGAAAGUAACUUCAAGGUGAAGAAGCGAUGAGACGACUAAAAGUUUCAAACAUUAACAUGUUAUCCUAUGAAUAUCAUGCUAACUAUGGAAUAAAUAUAUAUAUUUCUUUUAUUGACAAUUGUAUCAAAACAUAUGUUCAAAAUGAUGUUGUAUAAAUGUCGUAAACUGUUGAAACGACAAUGUAUUCGUGAUAUUUCAAAUCGACGUGGCGUAAAAUGACGUGGACUAUAAACAUAUAAAGUGCG